UGGCCGAUCAAAAAUGUUUGAGGCGCCACCUGCAUCUGCGGAAUACUUUACUCAGAGUUCUCCCAUACAUCAUUAUUGGCUUUCCCCUUCGAUCGAAGUCCCACAUUUGGGCAUGGCGGGAGACCAGGCCCAAGCCGUACUCUAGCCGGUGCUUCAGUACUGUACCCCAGGUUCCAAGGUAUCGCGAGAUUCACUGCAACCUUUGGCCAUUCUUCACCCCCUGCAAUAAUCCUUUGGGACCUCUUGAGCAAACGAAAUACCUCUAGAGGCACGGACGGUGCAGCAUAUUCUCUGAGCAUGUGAACUCGUUCGACAUCCCCCAUCCGCCGCGGCCGCCAUGGCUACCUCUAUUCUUGAUAUCCAGCGAAGUAUCAUACUAGACACAAUCCGAACGACCAGCGGUCGAGACUGGAAGGUGCUGGUCUUGGACGAGCAAAGCAGGCAACUCGUUUACAAUGUGACGAGAGAAGACGACAUACUCAACGCCAAUAUUACCAACAUUGAACAAAUCGAAGAGCGCAGGCAGACGCUCUCCGAUACAGACGCAAUCUACCUGCUCUCUCCGCUGCCACACAUUGUCGAGUGUCUCAAGGCUGACCUCGGGCGAAAACGAUACCGUCGGGCACAUCUGAUUUGGACUUCGCAAUUACCACGUGCGUUAGGAGAAGAGAUCUUUCGUUCAGAGUCACGAGCACGCUUGAUCGUCGAGUCUCGGACUCUGAACAUCGACUUUUUCCCAAGAGAGUCAAACCUCAUCACUUUUCGAGAACCGUGGAGUUUCCACCUCCUCUACCAUCCCGCCUGCGAUGCUCUGGUCAAGAAUCACUUGGACGCCUUGACUCAGAAGAUUGUAUCUAUAUGCGUUUCUUUGGGCGAAUAUCCUCUUAUCAGGUUUUACAAACCUCGAGAUCACGAUAGACACCCGGCAGAAGUCCUCUGUUACCACUUGGCAAGUUUUAUCCAGGCCGCAUUGGACAACUAUGCCCGCGACGAACGCAACGAUUUCCCUCCACAAAACCUUUCCUCUCGACCACGGGCAGUACUUCUACUCACAGCCAGGUCCAUGGAUCUCAUGUCUCCCUUUGUCCACGAGCUCACGUACCAAGCGAUGGCCAUGGAUCUGCUCCCGAUCAGAGAUGACGACGACAAAGUCACAUAUAGAAACAUUAUCCGACGGGGACAGCCCGACCAAGAAGAAAAAGACGUGGAGAUCACGGAGAAGGACAACCUCUGGGUUGCCCACCGCCAUAUGCACAUGAAAGAUCUGCUAGUGAAACUAAGCGAGGAGUUCAGGAAGUUUCAAGCACGAAAUCCUCAAUUUGCCGAUAACGACGGUCAGCCCGCUAGUAUCAACACCAUCAAAGAUAUGUUAGCAGGACUCCCUGAAUUCCAGGAAGGCAAGGAGGCCUUCUCUCUACAUAUUGACAUGGCCGAAAAGUGUGCCAAAAUAUUCGCAGACCACAAAUUGUUAGACGUGGUAUCCGUCGAACAGUCGCUCUCUACCGGCAUGGACGAAGACAACAAGAGGCCCAAAAACCUGGCAGAUCAAAUCGUGCGGCUGCUGGAUGACGACAGUGUCAUUCAUGAAGAUCGUGUGAGACUUCUAAUAUUGUACAUAUUGUACAGGAGUGGCAUUCUCCGUGGUGAUAUUGAGAAGCUACGUUGUCACGGCCAGCUCUCACCAAUGGAUGGGGAGAUCAUUUACAACCUUAUCACCUUAGGUGCGCGAGUUGAGAAGCAGCUGAAGGAUACCACACUACCACCACCACCUUUAUUUCCACCGCGCAUCAGAGAUACCGGUAACGUUGAGGAAGUUAGCCUGUCGCGGUUUGAACCAGCUCUAAGGUACAUGCUUGAAGAGCAGUGUCAAGGGACUCUGGACACAACCGUGUUCCCUCCCGUCAAGCCGCACUUGAAUGAUCCCAACAUGGCCGGCAUGACUUCCCAGACGUCUCUGAGGAAUGCCGGAAAACCUACAUGGGCGCAGACUCGGUCGCAGUCGAACAAACCCCGUCAGCGAAUUAUCGUAUUUAUGGCGGGCGGCGCGACAUAUGCUGAAGCCAGAGCCUGUUCCGAGGUAUCCCGUAUGGCUGGAAAGGAAAUCUUCCUAGCAACCACUCAUAUGCACACACCGAAGAGUUUCUUGCGGCAAGUGAGCCUUCUCAGUACCGGUCGAAAACAGUUAGACCUACCCGCGGAUCGACCGGCUCCCAAGUUACCUGCCUGGAUUUCGGAGCCUCCUCCACAGGCCCAACAACCCGCAAGACCUCAAGCUCCUCCAAAUGGUAGACCGUCUGACCCGACGAGGCCGCCCACGGAGGCCAUGCAAAGGAUGAAUAUUGCUGGAGGACCACAGAAUGGCACUCGGCCGGGUCAUCAGAGGGCUCCGGAAAGCUGA
Molecule: messenger RNA, 2398 nt
Organism: Exophiala viscosa
Lineage: Eukaryota; Fungi; Ascomycota; Eurotiomycetes; Chaetothyriales; Herpotrichiellaceae
Product: Sec1-like protein
Exons: 2
Coding region: 338-2398 (686 amino acids)
Biological process (GO): intracellular protein transport; vesicle-mediated transport
Cellular component (GO): secretory granule; plasma membrane
Molecular function (GO): syntaxin binding
Source: RefSeq, a predicted model, not a curated record